CUAAAUCCCGCCCCCCCCCUCCCUCCGCCUCAUAGCCAACCACUAACUGGACAUCAGAUUGCCUCAACAGCAGCCUAUAUUUGCUCCUGACAUCAACCCCGCCCCCUCUGGGAGGAGGGAAAGCUCUGCCUAUCCCAGCGGAACUCCUGUCUAGACCACAAACAGAACAGUAAAAGGGAAGAUCGACCCAGAGGACAAAAUGGAAGGGAUGGGAAUCGAGACUCAAAACUGGUUAGCGGAACAAACCAAAACYGAGCUGGUGAAGACUGUGAAAUAUGUAGAAGUGGAAAAGAACAGAAGAGAAGAAACAGUGGUCUACGAAUACCCGAAAGAGCACAUUCAGAAACUGGAUGAGUUUCAUGAAAAGCACGCAGUGCUUUUCACCUUCUCCAAGAAGAGCCAAGAGCUGAAUCGCCCGGCUAAACUAAAGUGGAUAUGGGACAAACUCAAAAGUUUGGAACCAGUGCAAGGAGAUGAACCUAAAAUCUCAUUCCACCCUCGAACCAGGAAUGUGAUUAUGGUCAUCUGCAGGGACCCAUCUUACGCGGAUUUCCUGAGGAACAAAACCUUCACCUGCAAUUCCUCCGUGGUGACAAUACAUCCAUGGAAACCAGACAUCCCUUUCCAAAUGACGCCUUCCCGAUACAGACAAGAGCUCAUGAAGAAAUUCUUUUGGGUACAAUUCGAUAACGUUCACGAAGGCCUGCACGAGGGGAUCAAACAGCGCCUGCAAAUAGAGUACGGCCAAUUCAAAGUGAUUGACUGGAUCAUCACAACGCCAGAUUUCCUGAUCCCUCAGCACAACACCAUGACGGUAUGCCUGGAUCUCAACAAUGGUAUCCCUCCACGAUUGCCAGACUACUGGUACUUUGUGGUGAGGGACAGGACCAUCAAAGUCACAGUGUCCUCAAAAGGCAAUCCACUGUGCUUCAAAUGCAGACAAAGAGGGCACAUGGGAACUGACCCCCGCUGUCCGAAAAACAUCGAGACGGCCAAACCCAGAGCACUGAAACAGACGAGCCUGGCUGAAGUGGAAAGGGAGCCAGGCUUCUGGUAUGUGAGAAACUCUCAAUACAUUGGUUGGGUGUUCAACGACAACCUGCCAAACCCGGACUGGGUCUGGGUCUUGGAAGGAGAACCAACACCUAGGCCUGACGUCUACCCACCCUCGGACAGCAGAUGGCACACAUUGAAGAUGGAAAGGAAGUUUGCAAAGAACUUCACAAGGGACCCAGUCCUAAACCUGGAGAAAAUGGAGGAAGAACGUUGCCUCAAAGAUCUGAUCAUGGACCUCAACGAAACAGGCGAAAUGGCAGAAAGAGAAUUUCUGGAGAGAGAGAAGAGAAGAACAGAAAGAAAAUUGGAGAUAGAAACAGACGAAAACCAGCCGCUGACUACGUACUCAAGGAGAGGACCACAAAAAACACAGAUGCAGCAGCAAGAUGAAUCAGGAGGGAUGGAAUUGGACAACACAGGAACAAUCAAAGGAAAAACCAACGCAGACCAACAGGCACCAGGCGAGGAUGACAAAGUAACGGUGGGGGAAAAAAGAAAGAAUCCUGAAGAACGAAAGGGAUCUACAACCAAGAGAGUCCAGUUGGAGGACCCAGAAGAAGACAGGGAACAAAGCAGUGAAGAGGAAUGUGAACCAUGGGGAGACGCAGCGAUGGAGGAAAUACAAGGAUACAUACAAAAGGCCAAAAGAGAGAGGGAAGCCAGAUUUGAACUACAAAUGGCCUAUUUCAGGGAAGAGGAAAAACUCAGACAAAAAUCAGGAGCGGGAGAUUCCCCUCACAUCCUUCCCCUGUCCCCAAAUCCGUACGCCUCACUAGAGAAGGAAGAGGAGAUGACAGCCCAAUAUGCAGAACAAUACUGCAAAGCCAAUAGAGAUCAGACUUUGAAUGAGCAGGGUCUAAACACGAAGAAAGAGAACAAUUGGAGGAAGGACAGGUACAGAAUGCCAACACUCCCGGAAACGUACAGCGGGAGGAAAAAGGACGAAGCCCAAAAGAAGGCGCAAAAAAAAGAGGAGAAGAAAAAGAAGGAACAGAUUGGGUCCGAAGGAGCAGAAACAGAAAGUGAGGACACCAGCAAAGAGGGAGAGGAGAGGAGGCAGCUGGUCCUGAAGGCAGAAAUACUGGAGUCACAGGUGGUAAGGUUCAGCCAGCUCAACGAUGAGCUCAGUCUGAAAAUUGUAACAGUGGAGGGCCUGAACGACCAGUCCCAGUUUGCUUUCUGGGAAAGAGCAAGGCAAGAGAGCAGAACUCUGCUACCUUCAAGGACAGUAGUCCCGAUCAAAUGGGAUGCAGCCACAGAGGAUUGGCAAGUGGCAGCUUCCUCCAACUUUGCCUUUCUGAAGCUGGAAAGAGGACAGAGCCGAGACGAGUUGCUCUCAAAAGUCGCACCAACAGCCAAGCCUCUAGCAACAGGGCUGGCGGGAGAACCCCUCAAAGUGCAAGAGCUAGGUGAGAGGGGGGAGGCAAAGGAAGGAGCCAGCCUGGACACGAGGCCAAUUAUAGUCCUAUACGACUCAGACACUACACUGGGAGAGGAACUGCAGUGGAGGCCAUGGUGGGAAAUAGCACAACUUCCUUUCACGGCGCUGGGAUCGGAAACAACAAUGAUCCUUUCGRCAGCAAGCAUGGYUACAGCACUCGCUGCAAAGAUCUUCGCCAAAGGAAUCAAAGGCCUGAAGAAAGCUYUGAAGGCAAUGGGAGAAGACACGGGGGAACCCUCGCUAAGCCAGGAACCUUUGCAGCUUCCUACCCUCUCUUCCUAAACCAACURCACUGAAGGAAACUGAYWGACCKCUAACCUGUCCAAAUGCCUGAGGACAGGGGAGCUCUAGAAAACAGAACAGCCAGAGCUC
Molecule: messenger RNA, 2869 nt
Organism: Chara braunii
Lineage: Eukaryota; Viridiplantae; Streptophyta; Charophyceae; Charales; Characeae
Source: the annotation of a GenBank genome assembly